GUGAGCGGCGGAGCGGUGCGCGCCUCGGUCGGUUUUUACGCGCAAAGCAGAGAGAAGUGACCAGGCGAGGCACUUUACGGGGAAUGCAAGACUGGAAAAUGGAAAUUACAAAACGGUGUUGGAAUAAAGUGAAAACUACAAUGCCUUGAUUAUCUGCUGCAUCUCUUGGACAGAGAGACGGUUAGAAAACGCCCAAUACAAGAGACUGGGAAGGCUGCUGAAAACUGUCUGUCUUGACUGCAGCUUUUUGUCACUGCCCCAGCUGCAGACACCUGCUCUCAUCCACGUCCCAGGGAUGGCCCUGAACUCUGCUGUGAAGCUUUGUCCCUGCACAAACAUCUCGCCAAUUAACAGGAGGUUAUGAUGGUGAGGAUGAAUUCUGAGCUCCAGGCACUGCAGAGGUGUGAAGAUGGAGUCCUGACCUCAGGUGGUUCUUCCACCUCAUAAUUCUCACCCUAUUCACUGUCGUCUCUUUCUGUUGGUGUGGGAGUAAAGACGUGGAGACUGUGAUUAGCGGGCUGAGCCCGUGAGUGAACCUAUGGCAGAGAGACAGCACAGUGCAGGUUCCUAUGUAUGACUCUACCAUGGACCACAUCAUCUGCUGCCUGUUGGUCCUGGGAGCCACAGUGAUGAUCACCCAUGCAUGCCCCAAGUACUGUGUAUGCCAGAAUCUGUCAGAGUCCCUGGGAACACUGUGUCCCUCCAAAGGCCUUCUAUUCGUGCCUCCGGACAUUGACCGCAGCACGGUGGAGCUGCGACUGGGAGGCAACUACAUCCUCCGUAUCACACAGCAGGACUUUGCUAAUAUGACUGACUUAGUAGACCUGACCCUCUCCAGGAACACCAUUAGCUACAUCCAGCCCUUCUCCUUUGGUGACCUGGAAACGCUGCGCUCACUUCAUCUGGACAACAACCGCUUGAUGGAGCUUGGCCCUGAUGACUUGCGAGGUUUGGUAAACCUGCAGCACCUCAUUGUCAACAAUAACCAACUAGGACGCAUUCAUGACAAGGCAUUUGAGGACCUUGCACCUGCCUUGGAGGAUCUGGACCUCUCUUACAACAACUUGAUGUCUCUGCCCUGGGACUCAGUCCGCCAGAUGAUCAACCUGCACCAGCUCAGUCUGGACCACAACUUGUUGGACUUCAUUCCAGAGGGCACCUUCACAGACCUGGAAAGGCUGGCGAGACUGGACCUGACAUCUAACCGACUGCAGAAGCUACCCCCAGACCCCAUCUUUGCCCGCGCCCAGGACUCGAUGAUCUUGACCACACCCUACGCUCCCCAGCUGUCCUUGAGCCUGGGUGGGAACCCACUGCACUGCAACUGUGAGAUGUUGUGGCUGCGGAGACUUGAAAGAGACGACGACCUGGAGACUUGUGCCUCCCCUCCUGCACUUAAGGGUCGUUACUUUUGGAAAAUAAAGGAGGAGGAGUUUGUGUGUCAGCCACCUCUCAUUACCCAACACACCCACAGAAUGCUGGUCUUGGAGGGCCAGACAGCCAGCCUAAGGUGCGAAGCUACUGGAGAUCCUUCCCCCACCAUCCACUGGAUCUCCCCUGAUGAUCGGCUGCUUGGCAACUCCUCUCGCACCGCAGUGUUCAGCAAUGGAACCCUGAGCAUCACUAUUACCACCUCCAAGGACUACGGCACCUUCACCUGCAUUGCCGCUAAUGUUGCCGGGGAGUCCACUGCCUCAGUGGAGGUGUCCAUAGUCCAGCUCCCCCACCUUAGCAACGGUACCGGGCAGCCAGCACAGCCAAAGUCCCGUCUCUCUGACAUCACAGGCACCACCAGGAUCAGCAAGGGGGCUCCCAAGAGCCAACCAGAGAAGGCUGUAUCUGUCUCUGAGGUAACAGCUGUGUCAGCGCUGGUCAAGUGGAUGGUGAGCAAGUCAGCACCCAAGGUGAAGAUGUACCAGCUCCAGUACAACUGCUCUGACGAUGAGGUUCUGAUCUACAGGAUGAUCCCGGCCUCCAGCAAAGCUUUCUUGGUGACAAAUCUGGUGUCCGGGACCCGCUACGAUCUGUGUGUGCUGGCCGCCUGGGACGACACAGCCACCACGCUCACGGCCACCAAUGUUGUGGGCUGCACGCAUUUCUUCACGCAGGACGACUACCCUCAGUGCCAGUCUCUGCCCAGCCAGCUGCUGGGAGGCACCAUGAUCCUGGUGGUGGGAGGCAUCAUCGUGGCCACCCUGCUCGUGUUCAUCGUCAUCCUCAUGGUGCGCUACAAAGCUGCUGAUGCAGAACCUCCAGUGGGGAAGCUGACCAGCGUCAGCGACACACACUCUCAGACUAACGGGGGUCGGCUCGGGCAAAAUGGACUUCUCAUGCCCCAGUCUCAACCUCAACCGCAGCCGGAGCCCAAGGUCAAGGCCAAAGUGACACUGCAGGACGAGGUGGUGGAGUUCAAGUGUGGCUCCCUCCAGAGCAGCCUCACCUCUUCUUCCUCUUCCUCAGCCUCCAUGGAUGGGGGCUCAUACAGCCCCAACAGCACACUUGCCAACAUUUGGAGGUCAGCUCCCUCCAAGCCCCGGUCCAACCUGGACCACCUCCUCGGGGCCUUCACCUCGCUGGAGCUGCGGGGGGCACAGGGCCGAGAUGCAGGAGCCUCCAGCAGUGCUGCCAUGACAGCAGUGAAGCCUCACACAGAUAGGGAGCCGCUGCUGGGCCGGACGCUGGAUUCCAGCCUCAGCCGGCUCCUCAUGCUACCUCUGGACACCAAGCCAAAGAGGAGCCAGUCCUUUGACAUGGGAGACGUAACAGGCGCUGGCGCCGCUCAGCUGUGCAACAAACCGCGUAGGAUCAGCAGUAUCUGGACUAAGAGGAGCCUGUCUGUAAAUGGUAUGUUGCUGCAGUGCGAGGAGGAGGGGGACACUGGGGGGAGCAAGGGCACAAUAGACAGCGCUGACUGGGUGAUGGAGAGUACUGUCUAGGAAAAAUGGAGGACUGUCACGCUGUCAAACACUGCCUGAAUGGACAGCGAACAGCCAUACCAAGACAGACCUGCUGGUCUAAC
Messenger RNA from Thunnus maccoyii (southern bluefin tuna), 3019 nucleotides. It is a transcript of the gene lrfn2b, whose product is annotated as leucine rich repeat and fibronectin type III domain containing 2b. The record is from RefSeq and is a predicted model, not a curated record. Gene Ontology annotation, molecular function: protein binding. Lineage: Eukaryota; Metazoa; Chordata; Actinopteri; Scombriformes; Scombridae. The coding region runs from base 570 to 2936 and encodes 788 amino acids. The transcript has 7 exons. Gene Ontology annotation, cellular component: postsynaptic density membrane; cell surface.